AUGCCCAACCAGCACAACUGGGGCUGCUGGGCAAGAGGGAGAGAUCGAGCCGAUUGCAGAAAGCUGUCGGUCUGUUUGCCUGUUGGUCUGUCUGCCUGUCUGUCAGUCUGUGGGCACUGUUGUGGUUGUGUUGGGGAUGGAGGAGGUGAGGGGAUUAGCGCCAGAGUGGAGGGAGUAGGGCCGACAAUGGACCGGGCUCCAAUAAUGAGGCAGCCUAGCGCCAGGGCUCGUAGAGUCGAAUGUCCCUCUCGAGGUGGGCGAUCGCAGAGUCCUUGUCGGACAGCUCCUUGCGGAGCCGUUGUAUCUCACGACGCUGUUCCAGAAAGGCUUCUCGUAGCUGAAAGAGACCAAAUCAACAGGAAAAUUAGGCGAAAUUAA
Molecule: messenger RNA, 378 nt
Organism: Protopolystoma xenopodis
Lineage: Eukaryota; Metazoa; Platyhelminthes; Monogenea; Polystomatidea; Polystomatidae
Source: the annotation of a GenBank genome assembly